UCACCCACCAUCACCACCAACUCGACAGUCACUAUCCGUUUACCGUUUUUUCAUAUCAAUAUCUUUGACCACUUUUCUUUUUCUUUGCAUUGGGCGAUAAGAAAUCGACAUCGACGUUGCCUGGGUUUUUCCACUUUUUUGCCGUCCUAAUGUCUUCCACACAACCCCAAGCCGCCAGUGCAAGCCCCAUGCCUGCGGGAGUCACCGACCCCAACUACAGACCUGGCCCCGGCCGUUUAGGCAAUCUUACCAUCGCGAUGCUUCAUUCUUUGGAGAAGUUCAAGAAAGAAGUCAAGGACGAGGGCUGGUUCGUCGAGGAAAGAAUGGACGAUGAACUUAUGCUUAGAUUCUUGAGAGCCCGCAAGUUCGAUAUUGUGGCCGCUAAAAAAAUGCUGCAAGAGUGUGAGCAGUGGAGAAAGGAAUUUGGCAUUGAGGAGAUUAUGAAGAACUUCGACUUCAAGGAAAAGAAAGACGUGGACAAGUAUUAUCCUCAGUAUUACCACAAGAUGGACAAGGAUGGUCGACCGCUUUACAUCGAACGUCUUGGCUACCUUAACAUAAAAGAGCUCUACAGAAUCACAACCCAGGAACGUCAACUCCAACGUCUUGUCUACGAGUACGAGAAGAAUUACAGCGACCGCCUACCCGCCUGUUCCAAAGCCUGCGGACACCCCGUAGAAACAUCCUGCACAAUUCUUGACCUGUGGAACGUGUCUCUCAGCAACUUCUAUCAGGUCAAGGACUAUGUCAUGUCGGCUUCGUCCAUCGGGCAGAACAGGUACCCAGAAUCCAUGGGCAAGUUCUACAUCAUCAAUGCGCCUUGGGCAUUCAGUGCCGUAUGGCGGAUUAUCAAGCCGUGGUUGGAUGAAGUCACCGUCAGCAAGAUCGACAUCAUUGGGAGUGACUAUAAAGAUAAGUUGCUGGCUCAGAUCCCGGCCGAGAAUCUUCCGAAGGAUUUCGGAGGACUAUGCCAGUGCGAAGGGGGAUGCUCGUUGAGCGAUGCCGGCCCGUGGAAUCCUACCGACACGGCCGCACAUACCCCAGCAGCAAAUGGAGACAGUGCGCCAAAUGGCAAUGCGGCGUAGAUGUUAGCGGUUGGCUUUUCAUUCGCUCAUUUUUGCUGGGACGGAAAUCUAACUGUACAGAGUAAUUCAGAUAUACCACUUUCCUUGUACUGCAUUCGCAUAUUAAGAUAGAAUCGGGGGCAGUGAUAGGGAAUUUAAUAGUCUUAAGUACACUCACUGUGACGUCGUCUGAAGCAAUAUUCGCA
Guyanagaster necrorhizus is the source of this 1270-nucleotide messenger RNA. RefSeq lists its product as uncharacterized. Lineage: Eukaryota; Fungi; Basidiomycota; Agaricomycetes; Agaricales; Physalacriaceae. The record is from RefSeq and is a predicted model, not a curated record. The coding region runs from base 150 to 1085 and encodes 311 amino acids. The transcript is spliced from 4 exons.